AGAGGUCACUUUGGUCUGGAGGAUCUUUUCUCCUGAUAUUUUCUUCUUGUGCUGGUAUCUCUUACCUUAAAAUAUUGAUAUUAUUCUUACACUUUUAUGGGAACCAAAUUAAAAGUGAUUCAUGUCUAUUUUUUCUCGAAAUGGAAAUGCUAACUUAUAAAACCCAUGCUCUUUGUAAAAAUUCAACCUGUACCGAAGUACAUAAAAAACAAAAAUGAAAGUCAUUCUGACUCCCACUCCCCAGAGAUAAUCACUGUUAACAGUCGAUUCCUUGUUUAAAAUGAGAGAAGGCAACAUUUGGUCAUACUCUGCUGCUGUGUGUGCCUCACCCUGGCUAGGGACGGCUGUGAUGAUUCAUGGGCUCAUGUUCUCUGUUCGCUACUCAGGUUGGUGAGAAUUGGCCAGGUAGAGGAAAAGGGAAGGUUUUGCAUUGGACUGAUUUAAAAUUCUAUGAUUAAGUAACAGAUGUGAGUGUUUAAAUAUAACAGGGCUGCUAUUUUAGUUUUGUCCUUAUGAAGUACUUACUGUAGCUUGGCAGGCUAGUUCUCACACUUUUAAUGUUAAUGUUGGUGUCAAGCCUCUGAGGGGUUGAUUUAUAUUUGCCAAACUCAUUAGAACAAAACAAAACCCUCACAUUCGUAAAGAGUUUCAUAAUUUAUGGUUGGGAAGGCGGGGGUAUACUUGCGAUUGAGACCACUGCCAAGAUAUCCCUGUGGUGAUGUGGGAUGAGAGGUCCUUCUUGAUCUAUAUCCAGAGGUAGCCUGCCAAACAUAAAGGAAAGGAAAUUACAGGAAAGAAGGGGAUUAAUGACUGUGGUUUUCAGAUGUGGCCUAGAAGAAGAUGGUACAUAUUUCAGAUGGAUUUCUAGGUAUAUUUGUAUUGUGGCAUAUAUAGUCAUCUGUAUAAGAAGUCUUAGUCAAAGUACAGAAUCACUUAUUCCUUAGCCUGGUAUAUUCAAGAAGAAUAAGCUGUGAAAUAGUUGAUGAUCAUCUGAAAACAAGUCCCCAAAAUAGUACCUAGAAGUUGAAUCACAGUAUUGGUUGUUUGAGAGUGUUGGGGACAAAUCAUUUUCAAAAUAAAAUUGGAAACUUAGAGAAUUAAAUUGCCAGCCAGAUUUUCUGUUCGUCGUGUGUGUGAGAUGGCACGUGAUCCUUUUUAGAGAUAACUGAAGAGCGCCAUCCUGGCUUUAAAUCUUUUGUAUUAGGGGAGGGCUUGCUCUGAUGGGCAGUGGGAGUCAGCAGAUGGACAAGGAGUUGGGGAGGGCAGGACAUUCUGCCUGCAGUUUGGAGUUUUAUGAGGAUGGGGUGACUCUGGGAGGCUUAGAAUGUCCAAAGGGACUCUUCAGUUAAUAGUCAUUGCCAGAAAGAGUGUUUUCUGGUUUACAGAAACUGAAACUUAGGACUCUGAAUCAAAAGAGUCAGUUUGAGUCCCAUCUUUUAAGAUGAGCACUUGAGUAUCAACCACUGAACCUGUUUCCUCAUUCACAAAAUGAGGAUAAUAAAAAUACCUACCUCAGGGUUGUAAGAAUCAGUUGUACAAUAUAUGGGAAAUCACUUUGUAGGUUUUUGACUACUAUAUAAAAGUUGCCAUAAUUGAAAUAAUGCAAAAAAUUGAUAAGCAAAAUAAAACUUGCCUUCUUCAACACUAUUCAUUCAAAAACUGAUCAAAUAUCAACUAAAUGUCAGGCAACUGUUAGAGGUUCAGGGGAUACAGUGAUGACUAAGACAAUGUCCUGAUCUCAGGGAGCUUACAGCAAAGCAGGGGAACCGUGUCAUUAUAAUCCCUGUUGUGUGGCGAUAGGUAGAGCAUCCCAGUUUGGAUGAUACGUUAUUUGUCACUCUGUAGUUGUAAGUAUUGCCUGUUUUGGCAGCACAGAAGAGGGACAUCUACCUUACCAUGGAAUCAGAAAGAGAGUGAGCUGUACGUUGAAGAGGCUCUAGGCAAAGGAAAUACCACGUAUGAAAGCAUGAAGUUUUUGCUGUUAGUUGCUUUGGGGUGAGGGGAAAUCUUAAAUAGAUUUGACUUAAAAAUGGAGUUAAAGUUCUUCGAAUGAACAUACUUUUUUAAAAAAUUUAAUUUAUGUAUUUAGUUUAUUUAUUGGCUGCACUGGGUCUUCAUUGCUGCGCGCGGGCUUUCUGUAGUUGCGGAGAGCAGGGGCUACUUUUCAUGGCAGUGUGCAGGCUUCUUAGUGCGGUGGCUUCUCUUGUUGUGGAGCACGGGCUCUAGGCGCGUGGGCUUCGGUAGUUGUGGCGCAUGGGCUUCAUUGCUCCAUGGCAUGUGGGAUCUUCCCGGACCAGGGAUCGAACCCACGUCCCCUGCAUUGGCAGACGGAUUCUUAACCACUGCACCACCAGGGAAGCCCUGAACAUACUUUCUAUGAUAACUCUUUUUAUUGGUUUCAUUAACUUAAUUAGAUGAGUGAAGUUUUCAGGAUUUUGGUUAGAAUUAAAAAUGUAACACUUGGAACUAUACAGUUGGAAACAAUACAAUUAAAAAAUACUAUGUGUGGACUUGCUGAAAGAAGGAAACUGGGUAGUCCCUCCCAUCAUCUUAGAGCUGCCUCACCAGUUUUCACCCAGCAACAUUUACUGAGUACACACUGUGUUGCAAGAAUUGAAUAAGCCAAAGUCCUGGCCUUCAAGUUGCUCAUAGUCUAGUGGGGAGACCAGCAUAUACAUAAUUGUGGUAGCUGGUUCUUAUUUAGCACUUGCUCCCUGACACACUGUCUUAACAGUAACUCUAAACACUAGGAAGGAUUACCAUCCCCAUUCUCAGAUGAGAAAACUGAGGCACAAAUUAGAUGCAACUUUGCUCAAGUUCACACACCUAAUAAGUGGCAGAGCCAGAAUUUGAACCCAGGCAGUCUGGUUAGUCCGUGCUUUAACAUCUACUUUAUGUUGCUGUUCUGAUGAUUAAAAAAUAGUGUAGUAACUGCAAAGUAAGGAAAUAAUACACAGAGUAAUAUCAAAACCUAAAACAGUGGGAGAGGGGGGUCUUACAGAAGGCUUUUUGGAGGAGGUGGUAAACUGAUUCUUGAAAGAUAUGUGGCCAGUUCAGACAGAAGAACCAAUCAGCAUGAAUAAAAAUGGAGGUCUCUAAUUAAUAGAAGAUGGCAAAGCCCAGCCACAGCAGCUACGUCCUUCAGCAGCUAAACAACCAAAGGGAAUGGGGUUUUCUCUGUGACUGUUGUAUUGCAAUUGAUGACAUUUACUUUCAAGCGCACAAAGCAGUCCUAGCUGCCUGUAGCUCCUAUUUUAGAAUGUUUUUCAUGAAUCAUCAGCAGAGUACUGCACAACUGAAUCUCAGCAACAUGAAAAUUAGUGCUGAGUGUUUUGAUCUCAUUUUGCAGUUUAUGUAUUUAGGAAAAAUUAUGACAGCUCCUUCCAGUUUUGAGCAGUUUAAAGUGGCAAUGAACUACCUACAGCUGUAUAAUGUUCCUGACUGUUUAGAAGACAUACAGGAUGCAGACUGUUCUAGUUCAAAAUGUUCAUCUUCUGCUUCUAGCAACCAGAACAGCAAAAUGAUAUUUGGGGUAAGAAUGUAUGAAGACACUGUGGCUAGAAAUGGCAGUGAAGCCAGUAGGUGGUGUGCAGAGCCAAGUUCAACAGUAAAUACACCACAUAAUAGAGAACCUGAUGAAGAGUCUUUGCAAUUAGGUAAUUUUCCUGAACCAUUAUUUGAUGUAUGUAAAAAGAGUUCUGUGUCCAAAUUAUCUACUCCGAAAGAACGUGUGUCACGACGCUUUGGACGGAGUUUUACCUGUGAUAGUUGUGGAUUUGGCUUUAGCUGUGAGAAAUUACUGGAUGAGCAUGUGUUAACCUGUACUAACAGACAUUCAUACCAAAACACAAGAUCCUAUCACAGAAUAGUGGAUAUUAGAGAUGGAAAAGACAGUAAUAUCAAAGCUGAAUUUGGUGAAAAGGAUUCGUCUAAAACGUUUUCUGCACAGACAGACAAAUACAGAGGAGACACAAGCCAGGCUGCUGAUGACUCAACUUCAACCACUGGAAGCAGAAAAAGUAGCACAGUGGAGUCUGAACUAGCCAGUGAAGAAAAGAGCAGAGCUGCUGAGAGGAAAAGAAUCAUUAUCAAGAUGGAACCAGAAGAUAUUCCUACAGAUGAACUGAAAGACUUUAACAUUAUUAAAGUUACCGAUAAAGACUGUAACGAGUCCACUGACAAUGAUGAAUUAGAAGAUGAACCCGAAGAGCCAUUUUAUAGAUACUACGUUGAAGAAGACGUCAGUAUUAAAAAAAGUGGGAGGAAAACGCUGAAACCUAGGAUGUCAAUAAACGCUGAUGAAAGAGGUGGUUUAGAAAAUAUGAGGCCCCCGAGCAACAGCAGUCCAGUGCAAGAGGAUACUGAAAACGCAUCUUGUGAGCUUUGUGGGCUCACGAUAACGGAGGAGGACCUAUCAUCUCAUUACUUAGCCAAACACAUCGAAAAUAUCUGUGCAUGUGGCAAAUGUGGACAAAUACUUGUGAAGGGUAGACAGCUUCAGGAACAUGCCCAGAGGUGUGGAGAGCCCCAAGAUCUGACGAUGAACGGGUUAGGAAAUACUGAGGAGAAGAUGGACAUGGAAGAGAAUCCUGAUGAACAGUCCGAAAUCAGGGAUAUGUUUGUUGAAAUGUUGGAUGAUUUUAGGGACAGUCAUUUCCAGAUAAACAGUAUCCAAAAAAAGCAGUUAUUUAAACAUUCUGCCUGUCCUUUUCGAUGUCCUAGUUGUGGCCAGCGUUUUGAAACUGAAAAUCUAGUGGUUGAACAUAUGUCUAGCUGCCUAGACCAAGACAUGUUUAAGAAUGCCAUCAUGGAAGAGAAUGAAAGGGAUCACAGACGAAAGCAUUUUUGUAAUCUGUGUGGGAAAGGAUUUUAUCAGCGGUGUCAUUUAAGAGAACACUAUACGGUUCAUACCAAGGAGAAACAGUUUGUCUGUCAGACAUGUGGAAAGCAGUUUUUAAGAGAACGUCAGUUGCGACUCCACAAUGAUAUGCACAAAGGCAUGGCCAGGUAUGUCUGUUCCAUUUGUGAUCAAGGCAACUUCAGAAAACAUGACCAUGUACGGCAUAUGAUUUCUCAUUUAUCUGCUGGUGAGACUAUAUGCCAGGUCUGCUUUCAGAUAUUCCCAAAUAAUGAACAGUUGGAACAGCACAUGGAUGUUCAUCUGUAUACAUGUGGAAUAUGUGGAGCAAAAUUUAAUUUGAGGAAGGAUAUGAGAUCACAUUAUAAUGCCAAGCAUUUGAAAAGAACAUAAGUGAUUUUCUACUGUAUAAUGUUUAGCUGAUAGGAGACAAAACACCAAAGCAAAGGAUAUGAGCUAUUUAGAAAAUGAUUUUAUAAGAUGAAUUGUUGAAAAAAACUUUAAGGCCCUUUUACCUUUAAUAUUUUUGUUUAGGAUCUUAAGUAUCUACAUUUUAGGUGUUAUUAAAUGUUUAUAAUUUUUGUUAUUUCUUAAUAGAAUUCUUUAUUUUUAGUUUGUUUUAGCUAUGAUUAAAAUUACUUUUAAACUGUAGACUACAAGUGGUUGUUACCCCUUCAGUGACUAUUAAAGUUUAGUUUUUUUAUCAAUAAGGUGAUGACUUCACAAUUUUUAUGUGUUUUUUUUGUUGUUGGUGGUUUUUUUUUAAAGAUUACCCUGUGAAAUUUUAAACCCAACAUCAUUGGCCAUUCCUGUUUAAAUUAAAAAAAAAUUUUUUUAAGUAAUUAGUUAUUUGAAACUAACCCAUUCACUUUGGUUUUUUUGUUUGUUUUUUUAUAAGUUUAACAGUGAUUUAGCCACUGUUUAUUUCCCGAUCUUAUCAAUGAAAUUUGUGUUCUUAAGUUGACAACUUAAUAGGCAGGUUAGGUGCACUGAAUCUAACCUUGAAGAUUGACAUGGGCUCAAACUUGGCCUAAAAAGAUUGAUGGACCUAAGGAAAUUCCUAUAAAUGAAUAUUUCCUAUAACUGAUAAAAUAUUAUCAUUUAAUAAUCACAUUUAAAACUUAUAUUAAGUGUAAAACCCAAUGACUUUACCCUACUUGAGAAAUUAGUGGGGACAAGUCAUUUUGUUUUGUGAUAUUAAAUUUAACUAUGAUAGUUAAUUAAAAUGGCAUAUCUUGUAUUCAUUUAAAAUAAUUUAAAAUAUUCUGAUUUCUAAAGUGUGUUAGUUUAUUAUUUUGUUUAUAAAUAGACUUUAAUAGCUUUCUAGGAAUAUGACAUCUAAAGGAAAUGAUUUUUCACCUUUAAAAUGACAUACUUUUGGAACUUUGAGAUUUGAGAAAGCUGCCAUGUAUAUUGACAAAUCUAAUAAAAUAAAGAAAUC
Messenger RNA from Hippopotamus amphibius kiboko, 6299 nucleotides. It is a transcript of the gene ZBTB1, whose product is annotated as zinc finger and BTB domain containing 1. Gene Ontology annotation, molecular function: protein binding. The record is from RefSeq and is a predicted model, not a curated record. The coding region runs from base 3110 to 5251 and encodes 713 amino acids. Gene Ontology annotation, biological process: regulation of cytokine production; regulation of immune system process; negative regulation of transcription by RNA polymerase II. NCBI's taxonomy places the organism in Eukaryota, Metazoa, Chordata, Mammalia, Artiodactyla, Hippopotamidae. The transcript is spliced from 2 exons.